AAUACAAAGUGUCUGUCUUUGAAAUAAAUGAAAUAAAUACACAAAUAUAAAUACAUAUCGUACAAAAUAUGGUGACCUCAUCAAGAAGACCAUCCACGAGGCGAUCCACUUCUCUUUAUAGUCGAUCUAGACAAGAAAUACCGCCAAAAGUAUAUGGUCCACCUUCUGACGUUAGUGAACUAGAAUCUGACGAAUCUGUACCUUCUGAAGAAGACGAAGAAGAAAGAAAUAAGUUAGAAGACGCUACAUAUCAGUCGGAAGAAGACGAAAUGGACGAGGAACAGGAUAUGAUGGAAGAAGAGUUGGAAGAGGAAGAGGAAGAAAAUGAACAGGUUGAAGAACCUGAGGAAGAUAUUGAAGGGGAAAUAGAGCAAAUUGAUGACAUAGAUGUAGAAGUAGAAGAAAUUGAUGAUGUUGAUGAUGCUACUCCUGUCGAUGAUGAAGAAGAUUUUGAGGCAGAGGAGGAAGAGAGCGACGAGGUGGAUGAGGAUGAAGAUGAAGAAGAGGAUGAAGAACAAAGUGAUUAUGAAGAGGAAGUUACUACCAGAAAAACAAGAGGAGGAUCACAACGAAGUCAGCAAGGUCAAAAACAACAAUCCUCAUCUUUAAAAGGAAAACUAAAAAUACAACCUGAAAAACAACCAUCUUCAAGGAAAAGAGGUAUCAUUGCUGAACCGUCUUCAUAUGGUCACCAAAUACUUACAAAAAGACAGAGAGCAAAACUUAAUGAAAAUUACCAGCAGGAUUUACUACAGCUUCCAAUGGAACCAAUGAAAAAGAAACAUAUGACAGAAGAAGAAAUUGCUUUAAAAAAAUCUGAAAUCGCAAGACGAAGGAAACAUCAGAGUAUACAGCGCGCUGAACAGGACAAGAUGGACACUAUAAAUCGCCUCUUAAAGAAGCAAACUACAAAGAGACGAACAAAGGAUCAAGAAGAUACGGAUAGUGUACAUAAUGACACUAAUAGUUCUAGUAUAUUGCCACCUUCAUCGUUUCAUUAUGUGAACAAUGCCGAGGGAGCAACUUUGUCAAUUCCAGCAGGGGUUGAAAUACCAAUACGGUUUGGAAAGGGUCCAAAAUAUCCUCCUCCUAUACCAGAUUGUGCGUUCCCUGGCUGUAAUGUUCCAAAAAAAUAUCGUAGUGUCAAAACCUUUGAAUAUGCUUGUUCAAUGGAUCAUUUACAUAAAUUAGAAUCUAGAGGAUAGAUAUUAGCAAGGAAUUUUACGAAUGGUUUAAUUCUGCUUAAUUACUUCAUAUUUGACUUCCGGGAUGUCAUUUAAUUUAAAAAUUUACAUUAAAUAGCUUUAAUAUAUUUAAUAUUAACAUUGUAAAAUAAUUAUUUAAAUGUGAAGAUUCAAUUAUAACUUUAAAUUAGAAAGCAUUUAUAAUGAAAACCAAUCCAGUACUUUUUCUCCAAUAUCCACGGUAUAUAGUACAAAGGAGGUAUUACAGCAUGGGGGCAGGACAAUCCAUAAUUAUGGGACGAAUGUAUAGGUAGAAAAACACGUAACGUAAUUGUUAAGUCGGUUUGAUUGAUUUAGCAAUAUAAAAUCAAAUUUUAAUAUUCGAUAUAUGCAUAAUAAAUAAUUCUUAUUAGUGAAUAAAUGAAAUAAACAAAUAACAGUUUAUUUUCCUAA
Rhizophagus irregularis DAOM 181602=DAOM 197198 is the source of this 1637-nucleotide messenger RNA. RefSeq lists its product as uncharacterized. The record is from RefSeq and is a predicted model, not a curated record. Gene Ontology annotation, cellular component: Ino80 complex. Lineage: Eukaryota; Fungi; Glomeromycota; Glomeromycetes; Glomerales; Glomeraceae. Gene Ontology annotation, biological process: chromatin remodeling.